Molecule: messenger RNA, 1140 nt
Organism: Wyeomyia smithii (pitcher-plant mosquito)
Lineage: Eukaryota; Metazoa; Arthropoda; Insecta; Diptera; Culicidae
Exons: 2
Coding region: 137-1081 (314 amino acids)
Source: RefSeq, a predicted model, not a curated record
GGUUAAAUUGGCAAUCGAUAGAACAAUCGAUCAAGUUGGCUGCGAUGAAAAUUUUGUCAAAUUUUUGCAGUGCUGUUGGAUGAAAUCUCUUCGUUUUAUUUCUUACUCAAUUACUUGAAUUUCUAUUCACUUUGGGAUGGCCACUAACACUGGAAUGAAAAUUUUCCGUGAUUUUUUCCGUGAUAGUCCCUGUCGGAAGGCAUAUAUGCUAACACAUCAGACGAACUUUGGCCACCAAUAUGUGAAGAACAAUAGCCUACGAAAACCGAAUCGUCAGCUGGACCUUAGACCGAAAACUGCACCGAUUCUUCCUUCAAGCCUGGCACAAGCUGUUGCCAACCACAAUCUGCUGGAUAAUCAGUAUCCGGAAAGAAUGCGUCCAACCACCAGCGGAAAAGUGCUAAAGCGGCGAGAUAAUACUCCGUUGAGCAUCAGACGGCCUGGCAGCGGCAAUAAACCUUUGAUUCCGAGCCGACCGAGAAAAUCGAUCGUUGAUAUCGGAAGUAGAAGUCCACCCACUUCAAGCGAUAAUGGGCGUCGAAAGCAAAAACACCCAAAGCAGUUCAAAUCGAAGGUACAAAACCAAAAAUCUACUAUAAAACCGUGUAAGAUUUGCAUCGAUGAAGAUGAUUGUGUCAUAGAAAAUCAAUCGCAGAAUCUUGAAAAAAAGCGAGACCAUGCAUCAGACGGUUUUGAACAUUUGGUACAAGAAAUUGACAACAUUAGGUUCCAGUUGGCAAAUCGCGAAGACAUGAGGCAGAUCUCACACGAAGAAUCUUUGCGAUUGAUCAACGAAAUCAAGCGCAUGUUUCACGCUCAGAUGGAACCCUUUAAUGCAACUUUACAACCAGAAAAGAAAAAGCUCAAGAUUAAGGAAAUGGUUCGUUCGCCUAGAUUCUCCGGUGGUCGAAUCUCCACUGAAUACUUUGACCUGUCGAAGAUUCCAGGUAGGGUGGAAAAGGAUUUUCGAAAGGCGAAAACCAUGACAAAGCACACUAACAAAUCGUUCGAGCAGGGGCCACUUCGGUUGUUACUUCCAUAUAUGAAGGACGCUAUUUCCGAAAAACAAGUUCGAUUUUAGAAAAAAAUACUAAAUUAAAUAGUUCGUCGAAGUAUAAUAAAUUAUUGUUUCUCUGGAAA